Molecule: messenger RNA, 16394 nt
Organism: Coregonus sp. 'balchen'
Lineage: Eukaryota; Metazoa; Chordata; Actinopteri; Salmoniformes; Salmonidae
Source: the annotation of a GenBank genome assembly
AUGCAUUUGCCACAAAGACGGAGACUCAAUCGGAGUCGCAUCCUCUUCUUCCUCUCCGGUGUAUUACUGUGCUGUGUCUACACCGUGACGUUCAAGGCCCGGCUGCAGGAGCCAUGGGUGGCUCGCCAGGCCGCAGCAGAGGAGGACCCCGGGACAGCACUCCCAGAGGAAGGGGGCGGUAGUGGUAGUAGUAGUGUCCCGGAGGUAGACACACGAGAGGUGGUGACCUCUAACCCCUCGACCCUAACAGAGAGCUAUAAUGACGACGUCAUCACCAGGGCUCCUAUAGUGAUCGAGGGGGAUGACGUCAUAGUGAUAACUGUCAACAGGACGGACAUUAAACACUGUAUCUACGUAGAGGACCCUGAACCUGAGCCACCUACUAAACCUUCUCCCACCUCCCCUCCUCCUAACACCACCACCCCCCCGGGUAUCCCUGGAGACGUCCCCCACAGGAAGGGAGAGUACCCAGAGGACCUGUUCACGGUGGACCAGAGGAGGCAGGGCUGGGUGACCCUCCACAUCCUGGGCAUGGUCUACAUGUUCGUCUCCCUCGCCAUCGUCUGUGACGAGUUCUUCGUCCCCGGCGCUCGGAGUCAUCACCGUGAAGCUCGACAUCUCCGACGAUGUCGCCGGGGCAACCUUCAUGGCUGCAGGAGGCUCCGCCCCCGAACUGUUCACCUCUCUGAUUGGCGUGUUCAUUUCCCAUAGCAACGUGGGCAUCGGGACGAUCGUAGGGUCGGCGGUGUUUAACAUCCUGUUUGUCAUCGGGAUGUGUGCCAUCUUCUCCAGGGAGAUGCUCCACCUCACCUGGUGGCCCUUGUUCAGAGACGUCUCCUUCUAUAUCAUAGGUAAUAAUAAUAAUAUAAUCAUUUUACAGAUAACAGGUAGAAGAUAAUAGAUUUUCCAGAAAUCUCUGUUGGAAGACUCCCGGAAUCAGGAGGGAACAAGCAGGACAUCUGGAAUCCUCCAACCAGGAUUUCUGGAAAACCUGGGAAUAUUGGGAAAGUACAUACUUUAAAGGGUACUUACCUUGGAGCCAACAGUCGAUCACAUCUAAACUGCCAAAUUGCAUCCUAUAGUAUUCCUCUUAUAGUGCACUAUACAGUGAGGGAAAAAAGUAUUUGAUCCCCUGUUGAUUUUGUACGUUUGCCCACUGACAAAGAAAUGAUCAGUCUAUAAUUUUAAUGGUAGGUUUAUUUGAACAGUGAAAGACAGAAUAACAACAAAAAAAUCCAGAAAAACGCAUGUCAAAAAUUUUAUAAAUUGAUUAGCAUUUUAAUGAGGGAAAUAAGUAUUUGACCCCCUCUCAAUCAGAAAGAUUUCUGACUCCCAGGUGUCUUUUAUACAGGUAACGAGCUGAGAUUAGGAGCACACUCUUAAAGGGAGUGCUCCUAAUCUCAGUUUGUUACCUGUAUAAAAGACACCUGUCCACAGAAGCAAUCAAUCAAUCAGAUUCCAAACUCUCCACCAUGGCCAAGACCAAAGAGCUCUCCAAGGAUGUCAGGGACAAGAUUGUAGACCUACACAAGGCUGGAAUGGGCUACAAGACCAUCGCCAAGCAGCUUGGUGAGAAGGUGACAACAGUUGGUGCGAUUAUUCGCAAAUGGAAGAAACACAAAAUAACUGUCAAUAUCCCUCGGCAUGGGGCUCCAUGCAAGAUCUCACCUCGUGGAGUUGCAAUGAUCAUGAGAACGGUGAGGAAUCAGCCCAGAACUACACGGGAGGAUCUUGUCAAUGAUCUCAAGGCAGUUGGGACCAUAGUCACCAAGAAAACAAUUGGUAACACACUACGCCGUGAAGGACUGAAAUCCUGCAGCGCCCACAAGGUCCCCCUGCUCAAGAAAGCACAUAUACAGGCCCGUCUGAAGUUUGCCAAUGAACAUCUGAAUGAUUCAGAGGAGAAUUGGGUGAAAGUGUUGUGGUCAGAUGAGACCAAAAUGGAGCUCUUUGCCAUCAACUCAACUCGCCGUGUUUGGAGGAGGAGGAAUGCUGCCUAUGACCCCAAGAACACCAUCCCCACCGUCAAACAUGGAGGUGGAAACAUUAUGCUUUUGGGGUGUUUUUUUGCUAAGGGGACAGGACAACUUCACUGCAUCAAAGGGACGAUGGAUGGGGCCAUGUACCGUCAAAUCUUGGGUGAGAACCUCCUUCCCUCAGCCAAGGCAUUGAAAAUGGGUCGUGGAUGGGUAUUCCAGCAUGACAAUGACCCAAAACACACGGCCAAGGCAACAAAGGAGUGGCUCAAGAAGAAGCACAUUAAGGUCCUGGAGUGGCCUAGCCAGUCUCCAGACCUUAAUCCCAUAGAAAAUCUGUGGAGGGAGCUGAAGGUUCGAGUUGCCAAACGUCAGCCUCAAAACCUUAAUGACUUGGAGAAGAUCUGCAAAGAGGAGUGGGACAAAAUCCCUCCUGAGAUGUGUGCAAACCUGGUGGCCAACUACAAGAAACGUCUGACCUCUGUGAUUGCCAACAAGGGUUUUGCCACCAAGUACUAAGUCAUGUUUUGCAGAGGGGUCAAAUACUUAUUUCCCUCAUUAAAAUGCAAAUCAAUUUAUAACAUUUUUGACAUGCGUUUUUUCUGGAUUUUUGUUGUUGUUAUUCUGUCUCUCACUGUUCAAAUAAACCUACCAUUAAAAUUAUAGACUGAUCAUGUCUUUGUCAGUGGGCAAACGUACAAAAUCAGCAGGGGAUCAAAUACUUUUUUCCCUCACUGUAUAGGGACAUGCACUCUUAGAAAAAAAGGUGCUAUCUAUAACCAAAAAGGGUUCUUCGGCUGUCCCCAUAGGAGAAAACUUUGAAGAACCCUUUUUGGUUCCAGGUAGAACACUUUUGGGUUCGAUGUGGAACCCUUUCCACAAAGGGUUCUACAUGGAACCUAAAAUAGUUCUACCUGGAACCAAAAAGGGUUCUACCUGGAACCAAAAAUGGUUCUCCUAUGAUGACAGCCGCAGAACCCUUUUGGAACCCUUUUUUCUAAGAGUGUAAUACUACAUAGUUCCCUGCGCUCUGGCCUAAAGUAGUGCACUAUAUAGGGAAUAGGGUGCCAUUUGGGAUGCAUUCUCAGCUCUGUUUUAAGUUGUCCUCUCCUCCAUCCUAGACCUGAUCAUGCUGAUCGUUUUCUUCCUGGACAACACUAUCAUGUGGUGGGAGAGCGUGAUGCUGGUGUCGGGUUACGUGGCCUAUGUCUGCUUCAUGAAGUUCAACGUGCAGAUCGAACACUUUGUCAAGACGCAUAUCAACAAACACAAGAGCAUCGUCAAGAUCAUCAUGCCGGAGGAGGAGGAGGAGAAGGAACCCAAGAAGGUUGGUAGUUGUUGUUGUUGGGACUUUGUUAUGCAGCUUGGUGAAGCAAAAAGACAGACACACAGACAGGCAGACAGACACACACACACACACACAGACACGACAACACACAGACAGACAGACAGACGACAGACAGACAGACAGACAGACAGGACAGACAGGACAGACGACAGACAGACAGGCAGGCAGACAGACAGACAGACAGACAGGGACAACACCACACACACCACAGACACACAACACACAGCCAGACAGACAGACAGACAGACAGACAGACAGCAGACAGACAGACAGACAGGCAGGCAGGCAGGCAGGGACCGACAGAACCGCAGACAGACAGACGACAGACAGACAGACAGACAACAGACAGACAGACAGACAGACAGACAGACAGACGGGGCAGGCAGGCAGGCAGGCAGGACAGAAGGAACACAGACACACAGACAGACAGACAGGCAGGCAGGCAGGCAGACAGACAGACACACAGACACACAGGCAGGCAGACAGACAGACAGACACACAGACACACAGACAGACACACAGACAGACAGACAGGCAGGCAGGCAGGCAGACAGACAGACACACAGACACACAGACAGACAGACAGGCAGGCAGGCAGACAGACAUACACACAGACACACAGACAGACAGGCAGGUAGGCAGACAGACAGACACACAGACACACAGACAGACAGGCAGGUAGGCAGACAAACAGAGUGGCUGACAGAGACAGAGAGACAGAGAGACAGAGAGACAGACAGACAGACAGGCAGGCAGGCAGGCAGACAAACAGAGUGGCUGACAGACAGACAGACAGACAGACAGACACACAGACAGACACACAGACAAAGAAAAACUCCACCAAAAAACAAUUAUCAGGAAAUAAAAAUACUAGAAGAGCCCAUUGCAAUAUCACCCAGGACAGAGACCGUCUCUGGUCCAGUCCACGAGAGACAAGGAAUGGUUGAUCCACUUGGCUGUCAUUUGAGCCUGUGUUUAUUCAUCAGCCCUUUGUGCAGCUCAUAGAGAAUGUGUGUUUGUGUGGCAGCCAGGCAAGGCAGCCUUUUGAUGAUUGGGACUGAAUCCCUGAAAGGAUCCCAGGUGUCAGAGCCCAGCGUAGGGGAGUAUGGGUCAGGGGGUGGACAGGACGGGAAGACGGGGGGGGGUGAUGUAAUGCUGAUGAGAUGUAAAGUAAUGUCAGCCAUCAGUUUGUCACUGGUCACGCUGGAGUAGCUUAUUAUUCAUCCAAACCACACACCUGGUGCCCCUCACCGUACAGCGCUUAGCCGCGUUUAUCUGAAUAUGAAUUCUCUCUGUUUCAUUAUAUAUUCUUUGGCAGUCAAAGCUGUAGCAGGGAUGUAUUGUCCAGACCAGUAGAAACCAAUAGCACCGACCCCACUUCAACGCCACAGGAGGUUUGGUGGCACCUUCAUUGGGGAGGACGGGGCUCGUGGUAAUGGCUGGAGCGGAAUCAGUGGAAUGGUAUCUAUUACAUUAAACACGUGGUUUGAGGAUAGGCCCUAAAAAUGGUCAAAAGACUCCAGCCACCCUAGUCAUAGACUGUUCUCUCUGCUGCCGCACGGCAAGCGGUACCGGAGCGCCAAGUCUAGGUCCAAAAGGCUUCUUAACCGCUUCUAUCCCCAAGCCAUAAGACUCCUGAACAGCUAAUCAUGGCUACCCGGACUAUUUUACGCUGCUGCUACUCUGUUAAUUAUUUAUGCAUAGUCACUUUAACUCUACCCACAUGUACAUAUUACCUCAAUUACCUCGACUAACCGGUGCCCCCGCACAUUGACUCUGUACCUGUACCCCCUGUAUAUAGCCUCCCUACUGUUAUUUUAUUUUACUGCUGCUUUUAAUAUUUAUAAAUAUUUAUUUUUUACUUAUCUAUUUUUUACAUUUUAGUCAUUUUAGCAGACGCUCUUAUCCAGAGCGACUUACAGUUAGUGAGUGCAUACAAUUUUUAUACUGGCCCCCCGUGGGAAUCGAACCCACAACCUUGGCGUUGCAAGCGCCAUGCUCUACCAACUGAGCGUCACGGGGCCCCAUUCUAUGGGGGCGACCUCCAGCGAGCCCACAACCCUUGAAACAAAAUAUACUGGUUAGUUAGUUUUUUCUUAAAACUGCGUGGUUGGUUAAGGGCUUGUAAGUAAGCAUAUCAUUGUAAGGUUUUCACCUGUUGUAUUCGGCGCAUGUGGCAAAUAACAUUUGAUUUGAUUUGUUUUGAUGCCAUUCCAUCCGCUCCGUUCCAGCCAUUAUUAUGAGCCGUCCUCCCCUCAGCAACUUCCUGUGUUAAACACACAGGCACUGACUACCACACAGUAUACCAUUCUUCAGUUGUCAAAGCUUCAUAUUUAGCCUACAUGUUACAUUAUGCAAAAUGAUAGCGUUUGUUUUUCAAUGGCCCUUGACAACAGAGCUAACUAACCAGCAUAUUUUGUUUAAUUUGCCACACACACACACACACACACACACACACACACACACACACACACACACACACACACACACACACACACACACACACACACACACACACACACACACACACACACACACACACACACACACACACACACACACACACACACACACACACACACACACACACACCUACAACACACUCUCCAGCACACACAACCACUGGCGUACCACAUGCCCCUGCCAGGGUUGUUAGAUUAGAAUUAGGAAUUAGAAUACUAGUCUUAUGAUGUAAUAAAGGUCAGCCAUUUUGGUCAGGGAGUUGGCCAGCCAUGGUUUUCCAGUGCUGUGAUAAGAUAUUGUGUAAAAUAAUGAAUGUGAAGAAUUUAUCUGCACUGUACAUUUUUAGCUAGCUAGCCAGCCAGCUUUAGAGGAAUGAUUCCAUUCAUUUUUAACUGCCAAUAUGCCAACAUUGCAUUCAAACAAUGCAGUCAAUCCAGAGCCAUACACUGGCUGAAAUCAGUUGAUGAUCGUACUUAGGAUAUAAUAGCACUCAUUUAUGGUCUGUUUAUAUAUGUUUUAGAGGCUAUUUAUACAGAACAUUUGUAGAAAACCCAUAUAAACUGUUUUGAUGAUUAUAUGACAUUAUUUUAGGUUGACAAUAAUUCUAUUACACAAUUUCGGAUAUGUUGCAUGCCUUUGUUGAAAAUCAGGAUGAUACCUCUACUGCCAUUCAUUCCAAUUAGACAGGUUUGGACUUCUCCCUGACCAAUAUGGCUGCCAUUUUCACCCCAUUCUGGAACUUCGAGGGUUUAUUACAUAGCCCCUCUAGUAAUUUAAUAGGAUCUUUACAACACACUCUCCAGCACACACAACACACACCCAACACACACACUCCAGCACACACAACACCACACACCCCAACACACUCUCUCCAGCAAACACACAACACACAAUCUACAACACACACUCAGGACAAUACUCCUGCAAUCAGGCGCUGAGUGUGGAAGAAGCAUGGCGCUGCACUAAAUUAAUGAAAUUGGGUCAUUUGGGGCGUUUGCAUUUUAGAGCCCUUCACAUCUAGGCUGAUGGGUACCCAGAUGGCACCCUACUCUCUACCCUAUUCCUUGUGGGCCCUGGUCUAAAGUAGUGCACUAUAAAGGGUAUAGGGUGCCAUUUGGAACCUAGAGUCUCCACGCCCCUGCUUGUCCGGGGGUGUCUUAAAUGAUUAUGUAAAGCAUCUGGGUUGUCAUUUUAUUUUAUUUUUUCAGCAGAGAAAUGGUUGAAUGUGAUUUUAUAUGCUAAUAACUUUUCCAGGGUUGUGUCCCAAAUGGCACCCUAUUCCCCAUAGGGCUCUGAUCAAAAGUAGUGUGCUAUAUAGGGAAUAGGGUGUCAAUUGGGACAGAUCCACAGUGUCACAUACACAAAAAUGUAUGCACGCAUGACUGUAAGUCGCUUUGGAUAAAAGCGUCUGCUAAAUGGCAUAUUAUUAUUAUUAUUAUUAUUAUUAUCUUGACUGGUAUGAUGGUGGGUGUUGGUGUGGGGUUGCUAAGAAGAUGACAUGCAGGUGCACACGGUUGAUACUGGUGUAGGCAACUCAUAGAAUCCCAGUAGGUAUAUUUUAACCUUUUAAUCAUGACCUUAGAUGCACUUGAAGUAGUGUAUCCAUGAAGCUAUCAACACUCAGCUACAGGUAACUGCUAAAAUAAAGGAAACGCUUGAGUAAAUGAGGGAUAUCAAGUAUAUUGAAAGCAGGUGCUUCCACACAGGUGUGGUUCCUGAGUUAGUUAUGCAAUUAACAUCCCAUCAUUCUUAGGGUCAUGUCUAAAAAUGCUGGGCAGGCCAUUAUUUUGGCUAGCAUGGCCAUGUCCCCCAUAGGAUGACAAUGCCCCCAUCCACAGGGCAGGAGUGGUCACUGAAUGGUUUGAAAAUGAUGUAAACCAUAUGCCAUGGCCGUCUCAGUCACCAGAUCUCAACACAGUUGAACACUUAUGGGAGAUUCUGGAGCGGCGCCUGAGAGAGCGUUUUCCACCACCAUCAACAAAACACCAAAUGAUGGAAUUUCUCGUGGGAAAAUGGUGUCGCAUCCCUCCAAUAGAGUUCCAGACACUUGUAGAAUCUAUGCCAUUGAAGCUGUUCCGGCUCGUGGUGGCCCAACGCCCUAUUAAGACACUUUAUGUUGGUGUUUCCUUUAUUUUGGAAGUUACCUGUUCUCGCUAAUAUCAGUGUUGUUAUAAUCAUGUAUUAUGCCCAUCAUUAGACACCCAUUAUGCAGCCUUUACCCAGCGGGCAAAUGUUGGCAUGGGAUGUCAUAAAGACAUUAUUUUCUGGUUGAAACAACAUACUUUUUUCAGGACUACGAAAAGGACAAGAAACCCUUCCUUUUUUACAAUCAGAAUACAACCUGACCAUGAAAAGACAUUCAAUACAUUUGGCCCACUGGGUAGUGCUUUAAAAGUAUACCUUUUCUCCUCUCUCCGGUUCCUAUUGCUCAUGUGUAGUAAAGUAUUCCUGUAUUUGCAGCAGAACAGUGGACCUCCACAACCUGAUCCACCCCAAAACAAUGUUUCACCAGAGCCCAAACCACAACCUCAAGACUCACCCCAGAAGAGAGACAGAGAACAGUUGAAGGUCUCAACACUCUUUGAUUGUGAUGUCAUGAUCAGGUUGUAUACUGAUUGUAAAAGGAUUGUUUCUUAGAUGUCAUAGUGACCAGCAAAAAAGGUAUUUACCUGAAUGUAACCUGCCGUAAUCUGCCGUGGCUUCAACCCUGUUUGUGUGUGUGUUCUGUCCCAGGUGAAGCCCACUCUCCAGAGAGGAGGCAGUAAUGCGUCUCUCCACAACAGCACCAACAGAAACACCAUCUUCCAGCUGAUGAUCCACACACUGGACCCCCUGGGAGAAGGUACUGGACUUUAUAUCAAUCUUUCUUAUUACAGGGACCGCUAUGGUCCUAAUCCAUGGUCCUAAUCCAUGGUCCUAAUCUAUGGUACUAAACUAUGGUCCUAAUCCAUGGUCCUAAUCCAUGGUCCUAAUCUAUGGUACUAAACUAUUUCCUAAACUAUGGUCCUAACAUGGUCCUAAUCCAUGGUCAAACUAUGUUCCUAAUAUAUGUCUAAUCAGGUCCUAUUAUGGUCCUAACUAUGGUCCUAAUCCAUGGUCCUAAUCUAUGGUACUAAACUAUGUCCUAAUCCAUGGUCCUAAUCCAUGGUCCUAAUCUAUGGUCACUAAAUGGUACUAACUAUGGUCCUAAUCCAUGGUCCUAAUCCAUGGUACUAAACUAUGUUCCUAAUCUAUGGUCCUAAACUAUAGUUCCUAAUCUAUGGUCCUAAUAUGGUCCUAUUAUGGUCCUAAUCUAUGGUACUAAACUAUGGUCCUAAUCUAUGGUACUAAACUAUGGUCCUAAUCCAUGGUCCUAAUCUAUGGUACUAAACUAUGUUCCUAAACUAUGGUCCUAAUCUAUGGUCCUAAUCUAUGGUCCUAAUCCAUGGUCCUAAUACUAUGUUCCUAAUCUAUGGUACUAAACUAUGUUCCUAAUCCAUGGUCCUAAUUUAUGGUCCUAAUAUAUGGUCCUAAUCCAUGGUCCUAAUCUAUGGUCCUAAACUAUGUUCCUAAUCUAUGGUCCUAAUUUAUGGUCCUAAUUUAUGGUCCUAAUCUAUGGUCCUAAUCUAUGGUCCUAAUCUAUGGUCCUUCCUGUACAGUACCAGGGACAAGGAAGCUAUGACCCCUGGGAGGAGCUACUGAACUAUGUAUUAUACCUAUUAGUUUGUCAUUACUGCCACAGGGACCUUCUACAUUCACUAUACCCUCAUAAAGGUCUACAUGAGGAGUUAUAUUGUUGAUUACUGCCACAGGGACCUUCUACCUUCAGCUUUAAAUAAAACCUGCUCGCCCUGUAAUUCUCUCAAAGGACAAAGGUUGAUGACACCAGUCAAAAUAGUUCCUUGUAGCUUCACAGUAUCAUCAGACUGUUAGUUCAGCUUCACAGCAGCAUCAGACUGUUAACUUCACAGCAGCAUCAGACUGUUAGCUCAGUUUCACAGCAGCAUCGACGUUAGUUCAGUUUCACAGCAGCAUCAGACUGUUAGUUCAGCUUCACAGCAGCAUCAGACUGUUAGCUCAGUUUCACAGCAGCAUCAGGCUGUUAGUUCAGUUUCACAGCAGCAUCAGACUGUUAGCUCAGCUUCACAGCAGCAUCAGACUGUUAGUUCAGCUUCACAGCAGCAUCAGGCUGUUAGUUCAGCUUCAACAACAGCAUCAGACUGUUAGUUCAGCUUCACAGCAGCAAUCAGACUGUUAGUUCAGUUCACAGCAGCAUCAGCCUGUUAGUUCAGCUUCACAGCAGCAUCAGACUGUUAGCUUCACAGCAGCAUCAGACUGUUAGUUCAGUUUCACAGCAGCAUCAGACUGUUAGCUUAGCUUCACAGCAGCAUCAGACUGUUAGUUCAGUUUCACAGCAGCAUCAGACUGUUAGUUCAGCUUCACAGCAGCAUCAGACUGUUAGUUCAGCUUCACAGCAGCAUCGGGACUGUUAGUUCAGCUUCACAGCAGCAUCAGAUGUUAGUUCAUUACAGCAGCAUCAGACGUUAGUUCAGCUUCACAGACAUAGACUGUUUUAGUUCAGUUUCACAGCGGGCAUCAGACUUAGCUUGCUUCACAGCAGCAUCAGACUGUUAGUUCAGUUUCACAGCAGCAUCGACUGGUUAGUCAGCUUCACAGCAGCAUCAGACUGUUAGUUCAGUUCACAGCAGCAUCAGACUGUUAGUUCGCUUCACACCCAGCAUUCAGACUGUUAGUUCAGCUUCACAGCAGCAUCAGACUGUUAGUUCAGUUUCACAGCAGCAUCAGACUGUAGCUUAGCUUCACAGCAGAUCAGACUGUUAGUUCAGUUUCACACAGCAUCAGAUGUUAGCUCAGUUUCACAGCAUCAGACUGUUUAGCUUAGUUUCACAGCAGCCAUCAGAUGUUAUAGCUUCACAGCAGCAUCAGACUGUUAGCUUCACAGCAGCAUCAAUUUAGCUUCACAGCAGCAUCAGACUGUUAGUUCAGUUUCACAGCAGCAUCAGACUGUUAGCUUAGCUUCACAGCAGCAUCAUACUGUUAGUUCAGCUUCACAGCAGCAUCAGACUGUUAGUUCAGCUUCACAGCAGCAUCAGACUGUUAGUUCAGCUUCACAGCAGCAUCAGACUGUUAGUUCAGUUUCACAACAGCAUCAGACUGUUAGCUCAGCUUCACAGCAGCAUCAGACUGUUAGUUCAGCUUCACAGCAGCAUCAGACUGUUAGUUCAGCUUCACAGCAGCAUCAGACUGUUAGUUCAGUUUCACAGCAGCAUCAGACUGUUAGCUUAGCUUCACAGCAGCAUCAGACUGUUAGUUCAGUUUCACAGCAGCAUCAGACUGUUAGCUCAGUUUCACAGCAGCAUCAGACUGUUAGCUUAGUUUCACAGCAGCAUCAGACUGUUAGCUCAGCUUCACAGCAGCAUCAGACUGUUAGCUUCACAGCAGCAUCAGACUGUUAAUUUCACAGCAGCAUCAGACUGUUAGUUCAGUUUCACAGCAGCAUCAGACUGUUAGCUUAGCUUCACAGCAGCAUCAUACUGUUAGUUCAGCUUCACAGCAGCAUCAGACUGUUAGUUCAGCUUCACAGCAGCAUCAGACUGUUAGUUCAGCUUCACAGCAGCAUCAGACUGUUAGUUCAGUUUCACAACAGCAUCAGACUGUUAGCUCAGCUUCACAGCAGCAUCAGACUGUUAGUUCAGCUUCACAGCAGCAUCAGACUGUUAGUUCAGCUUCACAGCAGCCAUCAGACUGUUAGUUCAGAUUCACAGCAGCAUCAGACUGUUAGCUCAGCUUCACAGCAGCAUCAGACUGUUAGCUUUCACAGCAGCAUCAGACUGUUAGUUCAGUUUCACAGCAGCAUCAGACUGUUAGCUUAGCUUCACAGCAGCAUUAGACUGUUAGUUCAGGAUUCACAGCAGCAUCAGACUGUUAGCUUAGCUUCACAGCAGCAUCAGACUGUUAGUUCAGUUUCCACAGCAGCAUCAGACUGUUAGUUCAGCUUCACAGCAGCAUCAGACUGUUAGUUCAGUUUCACAGCAGCAUCAGACUGUUAGCUCAGUUCACAGCAGCAUCAGACUGUUAGCUUAGUUUCACAGCAGCAUCAGACUGUUAGCUCAGCUUCACAGCAGCAUCAGACUGUUAGCUUCACAGCAGCAUCAGACUGUUAAUUUCACAGCAGCAUCAGACUGUUAGUUCAGUUUCACAGCAGCAUCAGACUGUUAGCUCAGCUUCACAGCAGCAUCAUACUGUUAGUUCAGCUUCACAGCAGCAUCAGACUGUUAGUUCAGCUUCACAGCAGCAUCAGACUGUUAGUUCAUCUUCACAGCAGCAUCAGACUGUUAGUUCAGUUUCACAACAGCAUCAGACUGUUAGCUCAGCUUCACAGCAGCAUCAGACUGUUAGUUCAGCUUCACAGCAGCAUCAGACUGUUAGUUCAGCUUCACAGCAGCAUCAGACUGUUAGUUCAGAUUCACAGCAGCAUCAGACUGUUAGCUCAGCUUCACAGCAGCAUCAGACUGUUAGCUUCACAGCAGCAUCAGACUGUUAGUUCAGUUUCACAGCAGCAUCAGGACUGUUAGCUUAGCUUCACAGCAGCAUUAGACUGUUAGUUCAGCUUCACAGCAGCAUCAGACUGUUAGCAGCUUCACAGCAGCAUCAGACUGUUAGUUCAGUUUCACAGCAGCAUCAGACUGUUAGUUCAGCUUCACAGCAGCAUCAGACUGUUAGUUCAGCUUCACAGCAGCAUCAGACUGUUAGUUCAGCUUCACAGCAGCAUCAGACUGUUAGUUCAGCUUCACAGCAGCAUCAGACUGUUAACUUCACAGCAGCAUCAGACUGUUAGUUCAGUUUCACAGCAGCAUCAGACUGUUAGUUAGCUUCACAGCAGCAUCAAAACUGUUAGUCAGCUUCACAGCAGCAUCAGACUGUUAGUCAGCUUCACAGCAGCAUCAGACUGUUAGUUCAGCUUCACAGCAGCAUCAGACUGUUAGCUUCACAGCAGCAUCAGAUGUUAGUUCAGUUUCACAGCAGCAUCAGACUGUUACUAGUUUCACACGCUCAGACUUGCUCACAGCAGCAUCAGAAUGUUAGUUCAGUUUCACAGCAGCAUCAGACUGUUAGUUUCAGCUUCACAGCAGCAUCAGACUGUUAGUCAGCUUCACAGCAGAUCAGACUGUUAGUCAGUUUCACAGCAGCAUCAGACUGUUAGUUCAGUUCACAGCAGCAUCAGACUGUUAGUUCAGCUUCACAGCAGCAUCAGACUGUUAGUUCAGCUUCACAGCAGCAUCAGGACUGUUAGUUCAGUUCACAGCAGCAUCAGAACUGUUAGUUCAGCUUCACAGCAGCAUCAGACUGUUACCCUUCAGCAGCAUCAGACUGUUAGUUCAGUUUCACAGCAGCAUCAGACUGUUAAUUAGCUUCACAGCAGCAUCAGACUGUUAGCUUCCACACCCAGCAUCAGACUGUUAGCUUAGCUUCAGCAGCAUCAGACUGUUAGUUCAGCUUCACAGCAGCAUCAGACUGUUAGUUCAGCUUCACAGCAGCAUCAGACUGUUAGCUCAGCUUCACAGCAGCAUCAGACUGUUAGCUCAGCUUCACAGCAGCAUCAGACUGUUAGCUCAGCUUCACAGCAGCAUCAGACUGUUAGCUCAGCUUCACAGCAGCAUCAGACUGUUUAGUUCAGUUCACAGCAGCAUCAGACUGUUAGCUCAGCUUCACAGCAGCAUCAGACUGUUAGCUCAGCUUCACAGCAGCAUCAGACUGUUAGUUCAGUUUCACAGCAGCAUCAGACUGUUAGUUCAGUUUCACAGCAGCAUCAGACUGUUAGUUCAGUUUCACAGCAGCAUCAGACUGUUAGCUUCACAGCAGCAUCAGACUGUUAGUUUCACAGCAGCAUCAGACUGUUAGCUCAGUUUCACAGCAGCAUCAGACUGUUAGCUCAGUUUCACAGCAGCAUCAUACUGUUAGUUCAGCUUCACAGCAGCAUCAGACUGUUAGUUCAGCUUCACAGCAGCAUCAGACUGUUAGUUCAGCUUCACAGCAGCAUUCAGACGUUAGUUUCAGCUUCACAGCAGUAUCAGAUGUUAGUCAGUUUCACAACAGCAUAAGACUGUUAGCUCAGCUUCACAGCAGCAUCAGACUGUUAGUUCAGCUUCACAGCAGCAUCAGACUGUUAGUUCAGCUUCACAGCAGCAUCAGACUGUUAGUUCAGAUUCACAGCAGCAUCAGACUGUUAGCUCAGCUUCACAGCAGCAUCAGACUGUUAGCUUCACAGCAGCAUCAGACUGUUAGUUCAGUUUCACAGCAGCAUCAGACUGUUAGCUUAGCUUCACAGCAGCAUUAGACUGUUAGUUCAGUUUCACAGCAGCAUCAGACUGUUAGCUCAGCUUCACAGCAGCAUCAUACUGUUAGUUCAGCUUCACAGCAGCAUCAGACUGUUAGUUCAGCUUCACAGCAGCAUCAGACUGUUAGUUCAGCUUCACAGCAGCAUCAGACUGUUAGUUCAGUUUCACAACAGCAUCAGACUGUUAGCUCAGCUUCACAGCAGCAUCAGACUGUUAGUUCAGCUUCACAGCAGCAUCCGACUGUUAGUUCAGCUUCACAGCAGCAUCAGACUGUUAGUUCAGAUUCACAGCAGCAUCAGACUGUUAGCUCAGCUUCACAGCAGCAUCAGACUGUUAGCUUCACAGCAGCAUCAGACUGUUAGUUCAGUUUCACAGCAGCAUCAGACUGUUAGCUUAGCUUCACAGCAGCAUUAGACUGUUAGUUCAGCUUCACAGCAGCAUCAGACUGUUAGCUUAGCUUCACAGCAGCAUCAGACUGUUAGUUCAGUUUCACAGCAGCAUCAGACUGUUAGUUCAGCUUCACAGCAGCAUCAGACUGUUAGUUCAGCUUCACAGCAGCAUCAGACUGUUAGUUCAGCUUCACAGCAGCAUCAGACUGUUAGUUCAGCUUCACAGCAGCAUCAGACUGUUAGCUUCACAGCAGCAUCAGACUGUUAGUUCAGUUUCACAGCAGCAUCAGACUGUUAGCUUAGCUUCACAGCAGCAUCAGACUGUUAGUUCAGCUUCACAGCAGCAUCAGACUGUUAGUUCAGCUUCACAGCAGCAUCAGACUGUUAGUUCAGCUUCACAGCAGCAUCAGACUGUUAGCUUCACAGCAGCAUCAGACUGUUAGUUCAGUUUCACAGCAGCAUCAGACUGUUAACUUAGCUUCACAGCAGCAUCAGACUGUUAGCUUCACAGCAGCAUCAGACUGUUAGUUCAGUUUCACAGCAGCAUCAGACUGUUAGCUCAGCUUCACAGCAGCAUCAGACUGUUAGCUCAGCUUCACAGCAGCAUCAGACUGUUAGUUCAGUUUCACAGCAGCAUCAGACUGUUAGUUCAGUUUCACAGCAGCAUCAGACUGUUAGUUCAGCUUCACAGCAGCAUCAGACUGUUAGUUCAGCUUCACAGCAGCAUCAGACUGUUAGUUCAGUUUCACAGCAGCAUCAGACUGUUAGUUCAGCUUCACAGCAGCAUCAGACUGUUAGCUUCACAGCAGCAUCAGACUGUUAGUUCAGUUUCACAGCAGCAUCAGACUGUUAACUUAGCUUCACAGCAGCAUCAGACUGUUAGCUUCACAGCAGCAUCAGACUGUUAGCUUAGCUUCACAGCAGCAUCAGACUGUUAGUUCAGCUUCACAGCAGCAUCAGACUGUUAGUUCAGCUUCACAGCAGCAUCAGACUGUUAGCUCAGCUUCACAGCAGCAUCAGACUGUUAGCUCAGCUUCACAGCAGCAUCAGACUGUUAGCUCAGCUUCACAGCAGCAUCAGACUGUUAGCUCAGCUUCACAGCAGCAUCAGACUGUUAGUUCAGUUUCACAGCAGCAUCAGACUGUUAGCUCAGCUUCACAGCAGCAUCAGACUGUUAGCUCAGCUUCACAGCAGCAUCAGACUGUUAGUUCAGUUUCACAGCAGCAUCAGACUGUUAGUUCAGUUUCACAGCAGCAUCAGACUGUUAGUUCAGUUUCACAGCAGCAUCAGACUGUUAGCUUCACAGCAGCAUCAGACUGUUAGUUUCACAGCAGCAUCAGACUGUUAGCUCAGUUUCACAGCAGCAUCAGACUGUUAGCUCAGUUUCACAGCAGCAUCAGACUGUUAGCUCAGCUUCACAGCAGCAUCAGACUGUUAACUCAGUGACACACACAGUCCAGUACAACGAGAGGCCUAGAGCUAGUGCUAUUGAGAUAAAGAGAUUGGUCGGCCAGAGGCUGGCUCUUAUCCAGCUUUUAUUAGCCUGUAUUGAAAGCUGAUUAAGGAUCAGAGUGCUGGGAGGGAGGGGACUCAGUGAAGGUCACUCCAGUACAGGACAGAACAGGACAGUCACAUCCCUGUAAUCCAGGAACACAGGUGGACUUGACCUCUGCUCUUGACGUAUCAUACAACAUGGGACUCUAGUGUAAGGUAGCGCCAAGGUGUUGAGAGGCUUUUGAAUCCGAUCUCUCCAGGACCAGGUUUGGAGAGCGCUGCUCUACUGGGCACUCCACACCAUAGCUCUGAAUGUCAGGGGACUUGGGGAAUUGGUAACUACAGAUUUUUUUGACUGAAUGUCUCUCCCACAGAAAUCCUAUGA